Messenger RNA from Carassius gibelio (silver crucian carp), 3101 nucleotides. RefSeq names its product UDP-glucuronosyltransferase 2A1-like. Gene Ontology annotation, molecular function: UDP-glycosyltransferase activity. Lineage: Eukaryota; Metazoa; Chordata; Actinopteri; Cypriniformes; Cyprinidae. The transcript has 3 exons. The record is from RefSeq and is a predicted model, not a curated record. Bases 75 to 1676 code for a protein of 533 amino acids.
CUUGUUCCACACUAUUUCAGUGCUGUCAGUGUUUUACCUAGCUGGCCGCAUACUUGGAUUUUCAUCACCAGCUUAUGAACUUUGUGUGGUUAAAAAAGAUGCAUUAUUUUCCUGCCGCAUUGUUAGCAUUCUUGAGCAUAUUAUGUCAAGUGUUUGGAGGGAAAGUGUUGGUGUUUCCAUUGGAUGGAAGCCACUGGGUGAACAUGAAGGUCCUAAUUGAGGAAUUACAUACAAGAGGUCACAACGUGACCGUGCUUAGAGCCUCUAACAGCUGGUAUAUCAAGGAGGAAUCUCCUUUCUAUACCUCCAUCACUGUUUAUAAUAGCGGUGGAAUUGAAAAGGAGCAGUUUGAUGCAUUUACGAAACAUAUCCUGGUCAGCAGAAGAGAGAAACUGUCCUUUUGGAGCUACCUCUCUCUGGCCGCAGAGGUUGGAACAUUUUUUGAAGAGAUACAUCGCAAUCAACUUGACUUAAUGGGUAAAAUCUUUGAAAAUAAAGACUUAAUGGCUUCACUCCAGACAGCAAAAUAUGACCUGGUUCUGACAGAUCCGGCUUUUGGAGGUGGAUGUUUCCUUGCGCUCCGUCUUGGUCUCCCUCUUGUGCUAAAUGUCCGUUGGACGAUGCAUGGAGAGGCACAUUACGAAAUAGCUCCUUCACCACUAUCGUAUGUUCCUUUACCAGGACUAGAGCUGACAGAUAAGAUGACGUUUGCUCAACGUGUACAGAACAUAAUGGGAUACAUAUUUUCAGUUUAUCACAAAACCAGAUAUAUCUCCUCACACUACCAGUCUUUCUGCAAGAAAUACUUUGGAUCAGAAAUUAAUUACAAAAACGUCCUUCGGGAUGCAGACAUCUGGCUCAUGAGAACUGACUUUACCUUUGAGUUUCCACGACCCACAAUGCCUAAUAUCAUCUAUAUGGGGGGCUUCCAGUGUAAACCUGCCAAGCCGCUUCCAGAUGAUCUUGAGGAGUUUGUGCAGAGCUCAGGAGAUCAUGGACUCAUUGUCAUGUCCCUAGGGACUAUUUUUAGCCAUCUUCCACAAGAUAUCACAGAGGAAAUUGCUGCCGCUUUUGCCAGAUUGCCCCAAAAAAUAAUUUGGAGACACACUGGACCUCGACCUGUCAAUAUAGGUGAUAAUACAUUACUUGUUGACUGGUUACCUCAGAAUGACCUGCUUGGACAUCCUCAGACUAAAGUGUUUAUAACACAUGGAGGCACAAAUAGCAUCCAAGAGGCCAUCUAUCAUGGGGUGCCCAUUUUGGGUUUACCUAUAAUGACUGAUCAACCUGACAAUCUGUCUAGAAUGAAAUUUAGAGGCACAGCUAAACUUGUGGAUAUUGCAGAAAUGAACAGGACGAUGUUUCUACAGGCACUGGAGGAAGUGCUGUAUAACCCAUCUUACAAGGAGAACAUUCAGAGACUGUCCAAGCUGCACCACGACCAGCCAAUGAAACCUCUUGAUCGUGCCGUCUUCUGGAUUGAGUUUGUCAUGAGGAACAGAGGAGCUCCUCAUUUACGAACACAGUCUUUCAGAAUGUCCUGGAUCGAGUACCACUCUGUAGAUGUUAUUUUGACUCUGCUGGUGAUAGUUAUUUUGAUUUGUUUGAUGAUUUAUAAGAUCAUAAAAUGUAUGUGCUUAAAAAUAGUAUUUAAGAAGAAAAUUAAAGCUGAGUGAUCCCAGGAAUUUAUUUCAAGUUCAAAAAUAACGCAUGCAACAUAUAAAAACCUGAAAAUUUAUAUUUUUAUUUGUUCUUAUUUGUGCACAUUUUAAUUUUUCAAAAAAAAAAAAUUAUGUGCACAAUAUGAGUGGAAAAAGAGUGAAAUAAACUUCUUUAUUAAACUUCUAAUUGUUGCACUUGAUUUACAUCUUCCGGUGUAAAGUAUACUGAUAUAUAACUUAUCUUCUUAGCAUAAUUUUUAUAAGGACAAAAAAAAUAUAUAUUAAAGGCUAUUUUUAAUGUACUUAUCUACAAGCGUAAGGACGGCUGUAUUUAUCUAAAAAACAAAGUUCAUGUCUGUACAGAUUGUAUUACACAUACAGAACAUUAAGAAGAAUGCCUAAUGAAAAUACACUGCUACCUUGUUAGCACUGUAUUCAAAUAAAUAAACAAUAUUUAUCUGUUAAUAUUAUAUAUUAAAUGUUAUUUUGUCAAACAAUGUUUUGGGUGAUGACCAGGCUUCCUUUUGCUCAACCUUGUCGGGAGGACAUGUUUUCAUAUUUCAAGAGUGCAAAGGAUAUGCAAAUGACACACUGCUAUUUUAAUUAGCAACAGGAAAAAUAUGCUGGAAGAAUACCAGAGGCAUCAUCAGACAUCACAAGCUCCAUCAGCCUCAAUGAACUUCUAUUUUGUUCUUUUUAUUGUUCAUUGACCAAUUUCGACUAGAUGUUAUAUUAUCAUCACACACAUGUACCACUGCAGUUAAAGAGUUAAAAUAAAUGUAUUUUGAAAAAGGGAAGAAUGUACCAGACAGAUUCAGCCCUAUACUACAGAAUGUGGAAGUUAAAACAUCCUUGGUAUUGGCAUUUCUAAAAGAAGAUGUUUCCAACAUGUGUUCACCAUCGCCUGAAUGGCCUGUGUCAUUUUUAGGAAAAAGUUUUCGUGCAUCCAUACAUAAAUGUGAUUUUUAUGUAUACAGAGAUGUCACAGUUAGCAUCUAUUCCGGUCAAAGCCAGUGUGAACAGCUUGCACAUGACAUGAAGUGCAAUGUUUGCCCACUCAGUAGGGCACAAGUGCAAACCAUUUUUUCAUGCCAUGCCAUGUUUUGUUAACAAAAUACUUUCUCCAAAAUCGAUCAAUAUAAAUAAAUUAAAAUUUAAUGUUAUAAUUGCUCCAAAAAAUGCAUGAUAAACAUAAAAAAAUUAUGAUUAAAUAUAUUUUUUCAUCUUUUCAAGGUCCUUUACAACGAAUAUACUUUUUUUCUAUAACACUACUGUCCAGUAGAAGGCAGUAGACUGUCAUCCUGAGAACUACAGAUUAAAGUGUUUGUUUUGGCAGGGAAGGGUGUUGGCACAUUAUGUGUUGGUUAAAUGAAUGAAUGAAUAAACUUAAUGUUAUAAGAAAUUGUUUUGAACAUUUUUUUUUUUAUAUACAUUUUUAAA